AUGAGUGUCAACAGCAAUUGCAACGUCCAUGACCCCGGACUCCGCGAAAGCAAACCUUCGCAAGGAGAUCCAUCGCGGCCAGUGAAAGAUCUGUUUCGGCUCGAUAAGCGAACCAUUGUUAGUACGUUGUCCCGACCAUUCCUGUUAACUGGCGCCAAUGGCUUCCUGGGAACUACACUGGCGAUGGCCAUUCUCGAAAGCGGGGGUGAUGUAGUUUGUCUGGAUCUACCUGAGGAGCCUACUGCGAAAAAUUGGGAUGCAAUAGGCGAUGUGGUACGUGCAGCACUGGAGUAUGAACGUAGCAUAUCGUACUGGUCUCUUGACGUCACCAAUGAGAAUAUGGUGGCGGAUGUAUUUGCCAAAUUUAUGCCUACACUCCGGUAUCCACUUCGAGGUCUGGUCGUCUGUGCUGGCAUCUCUCGGAAUGGUCCAGCCAUUGACUUCCCUAUUUCGACAGUUCGUGAGAUGUUGGACGUCAAUGUCAGUGGAGCCUUCUUGGCGGCGCAAGCAGCCGCUUGGGAAAUGAGACAGUCGGAUGUCAGCGGUAGCAUUGUCUUGGUCGCUAGUAUGAGCGGAUACGUAUCGAACAAGGGUGUUGAUACUGCUGGGUACAACGCCUCAAAAGCUGCAGUACAGCAGCUAGCACGGUCAUUGGCCGCCGAGUGGGGAUCACGAAAGGGUAUGCCCCUCAUCCGGGUUAACUCGCUCUCCCCUGGUUACAUCCGCACCGCUGCGACGGCGGAGGCUCUUCAGAAGCCUGGCUUGGAGUCUCAAUGGAUCGGCGAUAACAUGCUGUAUCGGCUGAGCACCGCGGACGAGUUCCGGGCUCCGGUGCUCUUUAUGUUGGGUGAUGGGAGCAGCUUUAUGACGGGUUCGGAUUUGCGGGUGGAUGGUGGACAUUGUGCGUGGUAG
Aspergillus pseudotamarii is the source of this 912-nucleotide messenger RNA. RefSeq lists its product as uncharacterized. Gene Ontology annotation, cellular component: intracellular anatomical structure. Gene Ontology annotation, molecular function: oxidoreductase activity, acting on NAD(P)H, oxygen as acceptor. The coding region runs from base 1 to 912 and encodes 303 amino acids. The record is from RefSeq and is a predicted model, not a curated record. NCBI's taxonomy places the organism in Eukaryota, Fungi, Ascomycota, Eurotiomycetes, Eurotiales, Aspergillaceae. The transcript has 4 exons.